AUGGAACGAGGCGAACUCCAUUACGAUGACUCCAACAAGGAAUACACCGAAUUGCUCGAGCGCAAGCAGGCACCCACGUUUUCUCGCGCCAAACCGGAGUAUCCCGGCCACGUUUCAUUAUACAAUUGGGAGAAAUUCAUGAUGUUUCUUGGCUCGUCGAUGGGCUCGUUUUUCCACCCGGAGGAAAACAAGUAUAUCGUGGCGUUGGGCGAGAGCACCGCUAUUGAACCGGUGUUGAAGAGCUUGCAAGCUACCAUGUUGAGUGACGCCACGGGCAGGCAGAUUUUGCGCGAGAGGCCCCGUAUCACUUCGACAAGCUUGAAUUUGGACCAUUUGCGCUCGUUGCCUGAGAACACCAUCGGCAAGAGCUAUAUAACGUGGUUGGACCGCGAAGGAGUCAACCCCGACACGAGAGUCGCGGUGAAAUACAUCGAUAAUGAAGAACUCGCUUACAUAUUUCAGCGGUACCGCGAAUGCCAUGAUUUCUACCAUGCCAUCACGGGAUUGCCCAUCAUCAUUGAAGGCGAGAUUAGCGUCAAAGUGUUGGAGUUUAUGAAUAUUGGCAUUCCCAUGAGCGGGCUUGGCGCUGCGUUUGCGCCGUUGAGAUUGAAACCGAGCCAGCGGAAGCGCUUACGAGAGAUAUACUAUCCGUGGGCCAUCCGCAAUGGCUUGUACAGUAAGCCUUUGAUUAAUGUGUACUGGGAACGCAUCUUGGAGAUGGAUGUUGGCGAGUUUCGCAAGCAGAUGGGGAUUGAACGGCCUCCCGAUUUGAGGGAUAUGCGGAAGGAGUAUUUUGCCAAGAGGAGGAGAGAGCGGGAAAUCCAGGAAGCUGCAAAGACAACCAAGACCGCUCACAGCUAG
Molecule: messenger RNA, 861 nt
Organism: Lodderomyces beijingensis
Lineage: Eukaryota; Fungi; Ascomycota; Pichiomycetes; Serinales; Debaryomycetaceae
Source: the annotation of a GenBank genome assembly